This is a messenger RNA of Melospiza georgiana, 1533 nucleotides long. RefSeq names its product gap junction protein alpha 9 (gene GJA9). The coding region runs from base 1 to 1533 and encodes 510 amino acids. The transcript has a single exon. Gene Ontology annotation, cellular component: connexin complex. The record is from RefSeq and is a predicted model, not a curated record. Lineage: Eukaryota; Metazoa; Chordata; Aves; Passeriformes; Passerellidae. Gene Ontology annotation, biological process: cell communication.
AUGGGAGACUGGAAUUUCCUUGGAGGCAUUUUAGAGGAGGUCCACAUUCAUUCCACAAUUAUUGGAAAGAUUUGGCUCACGAUUCUCUUCAUAUUUCGAAUGCUUGUCCUUGGAGUGGCAACUGAGGAUGUUUGGAAUGAUGAACAAUCAGAAUUUAUAUGCAACACUGAGCAGCCUGGUUGCAGAAAUGUGUGCUAUGAUGAGGCCUUUCCCAUCUCCCUCAUAAGAUACUGGGUCUUGCAAGUUAUUUUUGUGUCUUCCCCUUCCUUGGUGUAUAUGGGGCAUGCCUUAUACAGACUAAGAGCCUUGGAAAAAGAAAGGCAAAAGAAGAAAGCUCAGGUAAGGGUGGAACUUGAAAGCACUGAGUUAGAAAUGACUGAAAAUCGUAAAAGACUGGAGAGAGAGCUCCGGCAGCUGGAUCAAAGGAAGCUGAACAAAGCACCCCUGAGAGGCUCUCUGCUCUGCACUUAUGUGAUACAUAUUUUCACAAGAUCUGCAGUGGAAGUUGGCUUUAUGAUUGGGCAGUAUCUUCUUUAUGGUUUUCAUUUAGAUCCCCUUUAUAAAUGUCAGAGAGACCCAUGUCCAAACACAGUUGACUGCUUUGUAUCUAGACCAACAGAAAAGACAGUGUUUAUUUUAUUUAUGCAAUCAAUAGCAACUGUAUCAUUGCUUUUAAAUAUUCUAGAAAUUAUCCACUUAGGAUUCCGAAAAAUUAAAAUGGGACUCUGUGAGCAGAACAGAACCAAAGAUGACUCUGAGAAUUUCUACAUAAACAAAUCUAAGAAAUACUCUGUGAUACCACAUUCUUCUUUGGGAAUAUCCACCACCCCUCAGAAAACACUUCCUUGUGCCCUUAGCAAUUAUACCUUUCUGAUGGAAAAGCAAACUGACACUAUGCUCUACCCAGUUUUAAAUUCUCCUUCUAUGUUUCAGUCUGUGCCAAAUAACCGUACAGAAAGCAGCAGCAAUUACACCCACUGCAAUCAGGAAAAGAAACCUCCAAAGAAGAGGCCAGCUACAAAUGCUUUGGACAGUCAGACUCAAAAUGCUAGCACAAAUAAUAAUGAAGGCUUUCUUGGUGAGAUUUGGACUGAGACACAUAAUGCACAAGAAGAGGCUGAAAAGAAACAUUUUCUUGUUGAUACUCAGAAUGCAGACACUGCUGCAAACGUGUACUUGAGAAGCUUUGCUGAGAUGCCAUCUCAAACUUCAGUGCAGCCUGGUACAACUUUUCCUGGUACCAGUUGUAGACGACAGGCAGUGGUUGAGAGCACAGGAGCACCACCAAAUUCUCUUCCAAGGAACAGUGACAGAAGACAAAGCAGUUUCAGUUCAAACACAGCCCAAAUUCCUUACAAUGCUGAUGGAAAAAAUUCCAGCCGACCAGACACUUCAGAUUCUAUGGGGGUGGUGAGCUCAGAAUCCACACAGAGCAGAAACUGGAACAGUCCUAAGCUUUUCUCUCUGUCUAGGCAACAGUCACUGUCAAGUAAUGCCAGCAGCAGGCGUGCCCCCACUGAUCUUCAAAUAUAA